Molecule: messenger RNA, 1271 nt
Organism: Achroia grisella
Lineage: Eukaryota; Metazoa; Arthropoda; Insecta; Lepidoptera; Pyralidae
Product: zinc finger protein 181-like
Exons: 5
Coding region: 69-1271 (400 amino acids)
Biological process (GO): regulation of transcription by RNA polymerase II
Cellular component (GO): nucleus
Molecular function (GO): DNA-binding transcription factor activity, RNA polymerase II-specific; RNA polymerase II cis-regulatory region sequence-specific DNA binding
Source: RefSeq, a predicted model, not a curated record
CGGACACUUUUAAUUGGUAUUUUACAAUAUAUUUAUGUUUUUAUAUCCCUAUCAGCAGUAUAAGCGUAAUGCCUAAAUGUUUUAUAAAUUCGGUACGACCGAUUAAACACAGUUUCAUACAUGAAACGGAGAAUAUUUGCCACGAAAGUGAGCACCUACCGAGUUGUGAGAACAGACCAUUACGUACAAAAUCGAAUAUAAAGAAAGAAAAAAUAUUAUUAAAAAGUAAUGAAACUAUUUACCACGACAAAGUGCCUAUAUCCACGCGGUUUUACCUCCAACUGUUAAAACGUAGCCAGUUUCAAGAAGCUUUCAUCAAGUUUGAAGUCUACGAAUAUGCAUCAGAAAACGAGAAAGCGGUCAUCUCACCAGAAACUAAAAGGAACGCUGUACCAAGAAAGGUAAGGGAUGAAACGGCGUACAAUUUGAGAUCCAGCGACGGUAGAACGGAACGUAAGAUUUUCUACCGAAAGAGGGGAAGUAGAAAAAGAAAAGUUGAAAAAGGAAAAGAAAAUAAUGUGAAAAUAGAUUCCGAAGUGCAAACACAUAGAAAGGAACCGUUAGCACCUAUUAUAGAAGAAUUAAAAAAAAGAGAACCGCUGAAAACUAAUUGUAAGGGAGGAGCUGAAAUAGAUAAGAUUGCUGAAAAAUUGAAGACUAUGAUGAAAACUAACGCAGAACAAAAGUUGGAUAAAGAAUUGUUGGCAUGCAAAGAGUUAUUUGAAGUGGCGGUUAUAGAGCAAGAUGGGAAUGAGAGAAUGCCACUUGAUGGAAAUCAGCCGUUGAAACCGUGGUUGGAGCGGCGAGUGCGGGCUAUCCACACAUGUUCUUAUUGCGGCAAGUGCUUCGACCGACCGUGGGUGCUGAAGGGCCACCUUCGGCUGCACACCGGCGAGAGACCAUUCCCCUGUCCGCACCCGCUUUGUGGCAGGACAUUUGCUGAUCGAUCGAACCUGCGCGCACACCAGCGCACCCGCGGCCACCACUCGUGGCAGUGGCGAUGCUUGCACUGCGGGAAGGCGUUCAGCCAACGAAGAUAUCUGGAGAGGCACCGAGACGACGCCUGCCGUAAAUAUAAAACGUAUCAUACUCGGAACGCUGCAAAAUUGCAAGACAACACUUCAAACAAUACAAUACCAAGUGGCCUAAAGUUUCUUGCGCCGUCGAAUGACCUCACAGAAGAUUUAACGGCACUGAAGAGUUGCGACGAUUUUCAUGCUUCUUAUUGUGAUAUGCAUGUACCAAUUGAUUUGUCUAUCGGAAAAAAAUAG